ACGCUUGUCACUCGUGCUCGCGCUACAAUGUGUUUACGUUGUAAGUCAGGAAAUGUUGCUACCCUGUAAAACGAAUCUCGUCGAAUCUAGCAGCAUGAAACGUAUGGUACCCGAAGAAAACAGUGAAAGCAAACGGGCCUUUUUUAAACAAGAGUCUAUCAAUUUUGGAUACGAUGCAUCUUCGUACGCUAAUUAUUCAUCAUCAUCGUCUACACCCUCCACUAUCGCUCAACCUUUACCUGGACAGCCACCCUUACCCCCUAUGCCUCCACCACCAAAUGGAGUCCCACCUCCGCCACAUGUAUUUGGACCAGUGCCUUCCCAAGUAACUCCUAUUCAGGCAUGGACGCAUGCACAUACCCCAUGGCAGUGGAUAACACCACAAACGUCUCCAUUGCCACCUCCAACUCCUCACGAUAUCACUAAUACGAUCCAGAGAGAAAUUCCUCUAAGAGGUAACUACAUACGUCGCGAAAGGUUUCACAAUAGGAACAAUAUGUACGUCCAGAGAAAUAAUUUUCACCGUAAAAAUAGAAGAUUAGUACGAUAUGGACAGUCACAGGGCCAAUUUGAUCAAACUGCAUAUUUUGGUGCAACAUUGGCGGGUAAUCUCGGAUUAGAGUGGCGACGAAAUAAUUAUACUGCAACAGCGAAUGACACUUUAAUAAAUCAUGUAACCUCUCAUGUUCCUCUGCCUAAUCGUCCUAUACCUUCCAUACCAUCAGGAAUCACAAACAACAGGUAUGGCGAGGAAACAGAAGAUCAGGAUGUGAAAAUUGAGAAGGUAGUAAAGAAGAACAAACAAAGGAAAUCAAUGUCACAAAACUAUGUUAACAAACCAUGGAGUAGAGAAGAUGCGGAGAGAGCUCUGAAGAUUGAAAAUGAAUACAAUAUGAAGAAUAAAGUUAACGCGCAAAGCUUAAUAAUUAAGUUUCCGGAUACAGAUCUGAAUAAAGAUAUUGUUAGCAAGUUUCAUCCUGACAUAUUAAACAUACAUUUUCAAAAUCCGUGUGGGCCAAGAUAUUGCUUUAUUCAAAUGGCAGAAGAUGUAAAUAUUGAUGAAGCUAUAAAAGAAUUGGAGAAAAUUGAGUUUGGUGUGGGACGCUUGAAAGUCGAGAAAAAGUCAUUAAGAGAUGAAGAUAAUCCCGAAGAGAUAGAUCCUUAUACUUUAUUUAUAGGAAAUUUACCCGAAUUUGUUAAAACAAGCGAAAUAAAAAGUAAAUUUCCAAAGGCACAAGAUGAAGAGACUCGAAAGAUGAAGAAUACACGAAAUAUUCUUAUGAGAUAUAAUAGCGUAGAUGACGCAAUAUCGGAUUACAAACAAGCAUAUGGUUUAAUGUGGGACAAGAGAUGUAUUAAUGUCAGAUUUCGACGGAAGAGAGGUAAUACUUGUCUUUCCGAUGAACCUAAACCUGACGUUAAAAAUGUUAAAGAGGAGCUAAAUAAUGCUGCACAAAUAAAAAAAGAACGGAAUAUGAAUCACGCUGAACUGGAGCUUAAUGUUAACAAACUGAAGGAAGAAGAAAAUAACACUGAUGAAUUAAAGAAAGAUAAAAUCGAUCACGCAAAUAAAUCAACAAAUCAAGAUAAAAAUAGUAUAGAAGCAAGAUUGCAAGAUAAUUCCAAUAAAGCACAAUGCAAAUCAGUUUCACAAGUUAAGGAAAAUACAAACUCUUAUUUUUCUGAAUUGUCAACUUCAAUCAUGUCAUCUAAAACAGCACAGGAAGAACAACCUUGGACGUCACAAUCUUCUCAGAUAUCUUCAAUAUCGGAUGCUUCACCAUUACGACCAACCCAAGCUGAUACCGUUGAAGAAACAAUGAUACUUACGCAGAUCAAAGAGGAACCUAUGGAUUAUGAUGAUAUGGACAUGAGUAACAUGCAAUCAGACGUUGAUGAUGACGACGAUGACGAUGACGACGACGACGACGACGACGAUGAUAAUGAUGAUGAUGAUGAUGAUGAUGAUGAUGAUGAUGAUGAUGAUGAUGAUGAUAAAGAUGAAGACGACGACGACGACGACGACGAUGAUAAUAAUGUCGAGGAACCGGAUGAUACCGAUAAUGAUGAAGAUAACAGUGAGGAAGAAGUUGAAGAGGAUGAUGAGAAAGUUGACGAUGAUGGAAAUAUAGUUUUUGGGAUUAAAUCAUCGGGAACAGCACGAACUAAUGAAGAACCAUCAGAUCAUCUUGACGAAAUGUUUAUCGAAUUGGAGAAUAUGACAGGCGAUAUCGAUUUCCUGAAACACUGAAUGAAAUAUCAUUUCAAUACAUGCCAUCACGCUCUGACCCAAUUCUUUUUAUGAAAUAUAUUCUAUAUGUAAUGUGUAAAUAUUAAUAGCUGCGUAAUAUAAACAAAUGAGACUGCAUAUAAUUAAAUUCAUAGUAGCGUAAGUAAUUUUAGAGCCAUAUUUAAGCAUUUUGUAAUUAUUAUUUCUUCCGGUGAAUUUUAAUGAAUGCUUAAGUGUAUAAUUAUGUAAA
Molecule: messenger RNA, 2480 nt
Organism: Pogonomyrmex barbatus (red harvester ant)
Lineage: Eukaryota; Metazoa; Arthropoda; Insecta; Hymenoptera; Formicidae
Molecular function (GO): nucleic acid binding
Source: RefSeq, a predicted model, not a curated record